AUGGAGAUGGAUGGUCAAGAUGAACUUAAGAAACCAUCCGUUUUCCUCCAGCUCUUGGCCAAAUUCCAUGCAGGCUACUUCAGAAUCAGCAUGUCCCUUUGUGGGCAAGCCUUGUUAUGGAAGAUCCUCAAACAGCCAAUUCAAAACGAAAAUUCUCUAAGGCGAACCCUUCGCUUGCUACCCAAUACAGCUUUCUUGUUGUUAUGGUCAUUAGCUUUGUUCAUUUUGGUCUCUCUUUCCUUCAUUUACAUUUUAAGGUGCUUCUUCCACUUCAAAUUGGUUAAAUCUGAGUUCUUGCAUAGAGUGGGCUUGAACUACCUCUUUGCACCAUGGAUUUCUUGCCUUCUUUUGCUUCAAUCCUCGCCAUUUAAGGCUUUGAUCCCCAACCAAAUUCUCUUGUGGGUAUUUCUGAUUCCAAUUGUUGUAUUGGAUGUGAAGAUCUACGGCCAAUGGUUCACAAAAGGGAAGAGGUUUUUGUCUAGUGUGGCCAACCCCACUAACCAACUUUCGGUGAUCGGAAACUUGGCCGGAGCUUGGGCGGCGGCGGUGAUUGGGUGGCGGGAGACUGCACUCUGCAUGUUCUCUAUCGGAAUGGCACAUUAUUUGGUACUUUUUGUGACACUUUAUCAAAGAUUGUCCGGAUGCAACAGCCUGCCUGCCACUUUGAGGCCAGUGUUCUUCUUGUAUUUCGCAGCUCCAAGUAUGGCAAGCUUGGCUUGGACUUCCAUUAAUGGUGAAUUUGAUACCUUUUCCAAAAUGCUGUUCUUUCUCUCUGUUUUUCUCGCCGUGUCCGUUGUUUCAAGGCCGGCGCUUUUUAGAAAAUCCAUGAGGAAAUUCAGUGUGGCAUGGUGGGCUUAUUCGUUUCCUCUCUCUGUUCUUGCUUUGGCUUGUAAUGAAUAUGCUAAAGAAGUUGACGCUGAAGCUGCUCAUGUUAUUGCCCUUCUUUUGUCUCUCCUCUCUGUUUUGGUGUCUCUGUUUCUGAUGGUCAUUACAGUUUUGAGGACUAAUUUCGUCAUCCCGGUGACCCCGCCGCAGCCGGCGAUCAAUUCCGACAAUAGCAGUGCUGAACCAUGAGGAUUGAUUCAAACAAAGCCCAUAAGAGGGUGAUGGGUCGAAGCCCAUGAAGAAUCCUUCCUUUACCAUUUUUGUUGAAAAGCCAACAAUCAGGCAAUUGCUGACAGGGCCUUUCGAAUUGCACAGAAACCGGAGGGCUGCUGCCGCUGCCCCUGUCUUUGUCUGGCUUCGUCUUCUCCAUUUUUUCAUGCUGUUUUGUUGCCUCUUGACCCCACUUCCUCUUCUUCGCAAAUGCACCGCAUCAGGUCUUUUCCUGUUUGUGUUUGGCCAUUUUUUUUCUCCAGCUUUUGGUUGCUUACUCUUCACUCAAUCUUCUCAUAAAUACAAACCCACAAACCAAAUCCAUUUCCCUUUAUUAUGAGUUAUGAGCAACUCCAAGCAGUCAACUUUAUUAUGAAAUUAUGUCAUAUGUUCAUUUGGGUA
Cucurbita maxima (winter squash) is the source of this 1497-nucleotide messenger RNA. Its product is annotated as S-type anion channel SLAH1-like. Lineage: Eukaryota; Viridiplantae; Streptophyta; Magnoliopsida; Cucurbitales; Cucurbitaceae. Gene Ontology annotation, cellular component: membrane. Gene Ontology annotation, biological process: intracellular monoatomic ion homeostasis; transmembrane transport. The record is from RefSeq and is a predicted model, not a curated record. Gene Ontology annotation, molecular function: voltage-gated monoatomic anion channel activity. The transcript has a single exon. Bases 1 to 1074 code for a protein of 357 amino acids.